Recurvomyces mirabilis is the source of this 1485-nucleotide messenger RNA. RefSeq lists its product as uncharacterized. The record is from RefSeq and is a predicted model, not a curated record. Lineage: Eukaryota; Fungi; Ascomycota; Dothideomycetes; Mycosphaerellales; Teratosphaeriaceae. The transcript is spliced from 3 exons. Bases 1 to 1485 code for a protein of 494 amino acids.
AUGGCCGCAGCAGACGUCCAGACUUCUCCCGCCGAGCCCUCGCCUGCACUACCCGACUAUCUUGUUUCGCCUAAUGCCGUCUUCGACGACGAGGGCGUACAGUGGCGGUAUGGAAGAGCGCCAGACUACAGCAAGACCAGGAAGGUCUGGGAAGAAGGCAAGAAGUCGAAUCAUGCCGCUGGUACCUUACCAGAAAUGGUCGAGAACCUCGUAAAGAACUGGGAAGUCGAGGCAAGUUUCAAGACGAAAUUGCAAGACUGGCGCACGAUCGACCAUGCCAACUACACCUUCGCCAUCAAUGGCGGGCCGCCACAAUCAGCUGAGCAUAUGCUCAAGGUCGGCACCUACAACGCCAUCAUUGCGCCGAAUGAGUACUACAGCCCCGUGAACUCGGAUUUUGCCUCUAGCCAUAAGACUUUCAAGCGUAUGAUGCCUACUUUUGCAUGGGAGGUGACCGAGGUCUACAGUGGCCCACCAAAAGUCGCUUUCAAAUGGCGACACUGGGGUGUCAUGAAGAAUGAUUACGUGGGUUUCAACGACAAGGGCGAGAAGAUCGUUGCCAAAGCUCAUGGCGGACCAAUAGAGAUCUACGGUGUUACUGUUGCACAAGUAGACGAUGCCGUCCGCUUGCAGAGUGUCGACACGUGGUUCGAUCCACUGGACAUGUUUCGACAGAUCGCUCCCAAAGGCAUCAUCAAUAAGACGGUCAUGAAUCGUAAGGUCGAUAUGGAGACUGCCCUCGAUGUCGAUGAUCUCGUGCAGACCAAUGGCGAUGCUAAGGCUGCAGAGGCCGAUGUGGCUGCUACGAAGGAGACUGAUCAUCCUGAAGCCGUCGCGCCUGGUGUGCCCUCUAAUGAUGGCAUCAAGAUAGCUGAAACGCAUAACAAAGAAGGUGCGAAUUUCCAGGAUCCAGAGGACCUCAUCCCGAAACACAUAUCGAACAGCAGUGGCCAGCCUGCGGAUGCCUUCGUACCCCAUCAGGGCGCCGAUACCGAGAAAGCCGCUGCCGACUCUAACCCUGCCGAAUCUGCGGCUCUGCAGCCUGUUCUGGAAGCUGCUGCCACCCAAGGAGCGAGCAUGGAGAUUUCGCACCCAGAGUCAAACUUCCAUGAUGCUCCUGAGCACCAGCCACAGCACCCUAGCAAUGACAGAACUACCAAGUCCGAGUCGAAGGAAGAGCCGACGGACGUACCUCGGUCACAAUAUUCUUCUCCUGUGACAGGGAAUGUUGAGGAUAGCAUCAAGCUUGGACAGACAGGUGACUUCACGGACGAGUCUCGUGAGAUCCGUGAUGCCGUUGACGAACAUCUGGAGAGCUCGGCGGAUCAAGUACAUCCGCAUGCGAAGGACAUGGAGAAGGCUGUGCAGCCUGAGGUGGGAGAAGCUGUAGCUGUACCGGCUGAGUCUGAGGAGACGAGAUUGACGCACGAGGAGAUGUCGAAGAUUGGAGCGGGCGAGUGUCCUUUCUUGAUGAACAGGGAAUGA